GAGAGUCACAUGGUCCACAUUGGCAGCUCCCUGAGACGCCAUUUUGGAGGAAAGUUUGGAAUGUGUCGACCUGAGGAGGAGCAAGAAGGGGAGAGGAGAAGGAGGAAUAAAGAGGAAGUUCAGGGAAGAGAGAGGAGGGAUUUGGGGGAAGUUUGACACGCACGCAGGCUGCGCCGGGAAUAGCACGCGCGGAAAGAGAGCGGGCCGAUGCGGGAUAACGCGGUCCGGGUUCCCCCCCAGCUGAGAGUUUAGGAGUUCCGGGCUGCGCUUGGAAGUUUGUUUUUAUUUCCCCCCCCCCCCCCCCCCCCCCCGACCGACCGACCAACCGACCGACCGACCAGCCGACCAACCAGCCGACCAACCAGCGGGCAGCUCACGCACGCGCCGGGUGUUCUCCGCACGGCGGACGUCAUCUGGCGGACGCGCCGUUCCUUUCCCACUUGUUCGCGGUCAGCCCGCGCGGUGCACGCCGGGGCAGGGACGCUCUCUGCCGGGGAGGUGCAGCAGGGAGGAGUCGGUAACGCACCGGAGCUUUUUAUUUAGCUUUUUUUUCUCCUGGACCCUACUCGCUUUCCGUGACAUCACUUUAAACCGGGAGACCCCCCCGCCCCCCCCCCGGUGCUCCCGGACGUGUCUCCUCCUGACGGGGAGUUGGUUCCUCAGAACUUGGUGUCGUUCUCGGGACUCGGAGCGGUGACAGCGGACGGUUCUACCGGGGAGUGAUCACUAAAAGCACCGGCCUGUGUGAGGAGUGCAUGCGGCGGAACUAGGUCCGAACCGAGCCGCCCCCCCCCCCCGUCUCCCCCCUCUCCCCCCCCCUCCCCAAAACGCCAUGCCCGUCAGGAAGAAAGAUGCCCAGCGGGCCCUGCGGCUGCUGGAGGAGUACCGCACCAAGCUGCACCACGGCGAGGACCAGCAGCUCCGCCUCUCCAUCCAGAGGGUCAUCGACAUCUUCCAGAGCAACCUCUUCCAGGCCCUCAUAGACAUCCAGGAGUUCUACGAAGUGACCUUAUUGGACAGCCACAGGUGGGCGGAGUCCUCCAAGGCGCCGGACCCCAUGGCACCCGUCCACCUGUGGGACUUCUCCAGCCUGCAAAGCACCACGGUGACCUCUGACACGCUGCCCAGCCUCAGCACCAGCAUCGAGGACUCCCCCCUCCUAAAUGAAAUCCUGCACACGUUGGCGCAAACCAAGCGCCCCCCCGCACAUGACGGACAAAAGUACCGGCACCAGGAUGAGGACUCGUCCCCCCAGGACCAGAGCUCCCCCCAGCUGACGGAGGAGGCGGGAGGACCGGAGCUGGUCCAGGUGGCGGAGAAGAACCUCUCCCAGAUCGAGAACGUGCACGGAUACGUGACCCACGCUCACAUCUCCCCCAUGAAGGUAGCGUCUCUGGAGUGCAUCUUUGACGGUUCCUCCGCCUUAGGACAGCAGCCCCUCCCGGACUUCCCCUCCCCCACGUCCCCCACCCUCUAUUCCGAAGACAGCCCCCUCCCCUCCUGCUCCUCCAACCCCUACCCCCUGAUCCAGCAGGCAGAGGCCACCCCGCCCUCCUCUCCCAUAAUCCCCGUGAUCCCAGUGUCUCCAAUCGCAGCCGAGACCACCGUCAUCCCGCCGACGUCACAGGCCAACCCCCCCCCUGUGGUGGUCAACACGGACAGCCUGGACACGCCCCCUUACGUGAACGGGACGGAGGCCGACUACGAGUACGAGGAGAUCACUCUGGAGAGGGGCAACUCGGGACUCGGCUUCAGCAUCGCGGGCGGCACGGACAACCCCCACAUCGGGGAGGACCCCAGCAUCUUCAUCACCAAAGUCAUCGGGGGAGGAGCCGCCGCUCAGGACGGACGGCUCAGGGUCAACGAUGUCAUCCUGAGGGUCAACGACGCGGACGUGCGGGACGUGACCCACAGCCGAGCCGUGGAGGCCCUGAAGGAGGCGGGCUCUCUGGUUCGACUCUACGUCCGCCGGAGGAAGUCCGUCUCCGAGAAGGUGAUGGAGAUCAAACUGGUGAAAGGACCCAAAGGUCUCGGCUUCAGUAUAGCAGGUGGAGUCGGGAACCAGCACAUCCCGGGCGACAGCAGCAUCUACGUCACCAAGAUCAUCGAGGGAGGAGCUGCCCAUAAAGACGGGAGGCUGCAGAUAGGAGACAAACUGCUGGCUGUGAACAGCGCCUGCCUGGAGGAGGUGAGCCACGAACACGCCGUCACUGCCUUGAAAAACACCCCCGACGUGGUCUACUUGAAAGUGGCUAAACCCAACAGUGUCUUUGUGACGGACAGCUUGGCCCCCCCCGACCUCACCAGCUCGUACUCACAGCACAUGGAGAACCAUAUCAGCCCCCCCCACCUGCUGGGCCAGCCCCUCCCCCCGCCGGCGUCCUCGGGACGCUUCUCUCCGACCCCCAAGAGCAUGCUGGGAGAUGACGACGUCACCCGCAGGGAGCCCAGGAAGGUGGUUCUGCACAGAGGAGCGACCGGGCUGGGCUUCAACAUCGUGGGCGGGGAGGACGGAGAAGGCAUCUUCAUCUCCUUCAUCCUCGCUGGAGGACCAGCUGACCUCUGUGGAGAGCUGAGGAAAGGAGACCGGCUGGUGUCUGUGAACGGCGUGGACCUCCGUAACGCCACGCACGAACAGGCGGCCGCCGCCCUGAAGAACGCCGGGCAGACGGUGACCAUCAUCGCCCACUACAGGCCGGAGGAGUACAGUCGCUUCGAGGCGAAGAUCCACGACCUGAGGGAGCAGAUGAUGAACAGCAGCAUCAGCUCCGGUUCUGGAUCUCUGAGGACCAGUCAGAAGAGGUCGCUGUACGUCAGGGCUCUGUUUGACUACGACCGGACCAGAGACUCCGGGCUGCCCAGCCAGGGCCUCGACUUCAAGUUCGGGGACAUCCUGCACGUGGUGAACGCCUCCGACGACGAGUGGUGGCAGGCCCGACAGCUCACCUCCAAGGGGGAGGUGGAGGAGGUGGGGGUGAUCCCCAGCAAGAGACGGGUCGAGAAGAAGGAGCGGGCGAGAUUAAAGACGGUGAAGUUCAACGCAAAGUCUCGAGACCGAGGGUCUCUCAAUGACAAGCGUAAAAAGAACCUCUUUUCCCGAAAGUUUCCCUUCUACAAGAGCAAAGAGGCGAGCGAGCAGGAGACCAGCGAUGUCGACCAACAUGUGACCUCUAACGCCAGCGACAGCGAGAGCAGCUUCCGCGGGCCGGAGGAGCUGGUUCUGUCCUACGAACCCGUGGCUCAGCAAGAAGUGAGCUACACGCGUCCCGUCAUCGUCCUCGGCCCCAUGAAGGACCGGAUCAACGAUGACCUCAUCUCAGAGUUCCCCGACAAGUUUGGCUCCUGCGUCCCUCAUACCACCCGGCCCAAGCGGGACUACGAGGUGGACGCCAGAGACUACCACUUUGUGGUGUCCAGGGAGCAGAUGGAGAAGGACAUCCAGGACCACCGCUUCAUCGAGGCGGGGCAGUACAACGGCCACCUGUACGGCACCAGCGUGCAGUCGGUCCGAGAGGUGGCCGAGAAGGGGAAGCACUGCAUCCUGGACGUGUCGGGGAACGCCAUCAAGCGGCUCCAGCUGGCGCAGCUUCACCCCGUCGCCGUGUUCAUCAAACCCAAGUCCGUGGAGAACAUCAUGGAGAUGAACAAGCGGCUGACGGAGGAGCAGGGCAGGAAGACCUUGGACCGAGCCGCCAAGCUGGAGCAGGAGUUCAUGGAGCACUUCACAGCCGUCGUCCAGGGCGACACUCUGGAGGAGAUCUACGAGCAGGUGAAGCAGAUCAUCGAGGAGCAGUCGGGUCCGUUCAUCUGGGUUCAGUCCAAGGAGAAGUUAUGAGGACCAAACUUCUCAGAUCCAGAGGCUUUUAUUUUGAAAAGGACCCCCUUCCUUCUGAUUAACGACACACAGACUGCCCGAGUUUUAUUUUGAAGUUGUUUGGAAGUAUGAUGACAUCACACGCAGCCCGUACAGCUCCUUAAUGUUUAAGGCAGGAGGAGCAGGAGGAGCAGGAGGAGCAGGAGGAGGAGACGUGACCAUGAAAGUGGAGACGAGUCCUCGGAGACACGAAGAAAAGCAAAACAUUGCACGUUUGAGCUUCAGCAGCAUGUCAGUUUUUUCCCAUCAGCCACUGCAGCAUCUGACAUCACAACCUUUCUUCUUCGGUCUCAGAGGGGACGUCGUAGGUGGUGGACUUGACCUUGAAGAGGUCAAAGGUCAUUUUGCUCGACGCGUUUCCGUCUGAAAGGAAUCUGAAGCCUCCGACAGAGAAAAUAAUAUUUCAGCUUUUUAUUUCACUUAGAAAAUGAAGAGUUUGAAUUUAUAAAGAAACAUUAUAAUAUAAAACUAGUUCUUCUAAACAUGAAGACCUCAGAUUAUCAUUGCAAUACAAAUAUUUAAUUUAUUUAUGAUGGAAAACAACUCAUCUAAUCAGAAAUAACAGGGAAACAUAAAUAUAUAAAUAACUUCAGACUUCUCGUCAAACUAAACAAUUUAACAGAAAAAAUUGAUCUUUUGUGGAAUUAAAAUCAUUAUUUCAAUUUAUUUUCGCCAACAAAAAGACGUUUUUCUCCUAGUUUGAACUUUUAGUUUUAUUAUAUUCUCUCAAGACGGAGCGACUUGGUGAGACGUUUGCCUCCAGGUGUGUGCACGUGUGUCACGUGACCUCGUGGGGCUCCUCCAGGUGUGUGCACGUGUGUCACGUGACCUCGUGGGGCUCCUCCAGGUGUGUGCACGUGUGUCACGUGACCUCGUGGGGCUCCUCCAGGUGUGUGCACGUGUGUCGGGGCUCCUAUUGGACAGAUAUUUAACCCUCGGUAAACUGCCUAUUUUGUUAUAAUGAAAGUCUAUAUUGAACCUUCAGCAUUACUGGACUUAUUUUCUUUGCUUUGUUUAAUCAUUUAUGAAUAGAAAGUUAAAGAUAUUUGAAUAUGAAUCUAUAUUUUUUCUUUUUCUUCGACCACCUUCUGUCUUUUAAUUUUCUUUUUUAAGCAUAAUAAAAACUUAACAAGAAAACACUAAGUGUCCAAUAAUGAGUUUCUACUUUUGAGAUCUGAUGAAGGUCUGGUUCUUCAGGGCAAUGAGACGCGUUUUACCUCAGCAACCUGUUGACCCCCCCACAAUAAAAACAUGUCACCUGUCUAAUGAA
Pungitius pungitius (ninespine stickleback) is the source of this 5144-nucleotide messenger RNA. It is a transcript of the gene dlg1b, whose product is annotated as discs large MAGUK scaffold protein 1b. Gene Ontology annotation, molecular function: kinase binding. Gene Ontology annotation, biological process: chemical synaptic transmission; neurotransmitter receptor localization to postsynaptic specialization membrane; establishment or maintenance of epithelial cell apical/basal polarity. Gene Ontology annotation, cellular component: neuron projection; postsynaptic density membrane; neuromuscular junction. The coding region runs from base 833 to 3835 and encodes 1000 amino acids. The transcript is spliced from 27 exons. NCBI's taxonomy places the organism in Eukaryota, Metazoa, Chordata, Actinopteri, Perciformes, Gasterosteidae. The record is from RefSeq and is a predicted model, not a curated record.